AUGCUUUCCGCGGAAAAUUCUUCGCAGUGUCUUCUCACUGUUGAGGAACCUGCUAUAUUCAUGACACUGCAGCAUUCUAGUGCUUCACAAGCUGUCACAUUACCGGAUCUAAUUAUCUAUUGUAAAGUCGUUUUAGACGAUGCCUUUUCAAAUUCGUCUGUGUUACAGCGGAUUGUAAAGAAUUCUUUAAAGCCGUCUGCUAAUUCAAAAGAACAGCUUCAGGGCGUUCAUUCAGCAGCUCCCCGUAAGACAAUACAAAUGGACACGAAAAUGCUGUUACCCAGCAAUCACAACAUCAACAAGCUGACUGCUUCAGGAUCACUUUCCACUCCAGAGCCAGAAGAGAAGCAAAAUCAAGACUGGGAAGAUGGCGAAUCUGAAGAAGACUGGGUGCUGCGAGGAAAAUGCCUUUGUAUGCUGACCAGCAAGGGGGCUUUGAUUAUAAUGUUUGGUGGUAUUUUUGGGAAAGCGGAGCGGUCGGUUGCGACGGCGAGAAUCUUCAAUUCCGGCAUUCAUACUGCCUUUGGUGACAUCAGUAAUGAAAUAUUUCAAGUGCCUCAGAGCAGCUUUGGACAACAGCGGUUUGGAAAUCAGCCCUUGGGUAAUUUUGGUUUUGAUGUAGCUCUCUUCAAAGAAGACGUUUGUGGAAGUGGUUUUGUUAAAGAACCUUACUUUUUGGAAAAUCUGUUCUACUCUUUCUGCACUGAUGAUUGUAAUUCGUUUACUGGGAUUUUAGUUUGCACCAGCGAAGUUAUAAUUGAUUACAUGAUUCGCGAGAACCGUCCUUUUAGUGCCAACGAUGUAUUCAACAACCUUCGUAAAGAAUUUGGCAAAACAAUGGUUUCUAAAUGCUUGGAUACUGGAGUGGGGAAUGGUCUGCUCUGUGAAAAAACUGUUUCGAAGCAAAAGAUAUAUUUCGUCAAUCAAAGAAGAAUGGAGAAGUGCAACGAAGAAGAUCUGACUGAGAUGGACAAAAUAAUCGCAGAAAGAAGUGCCGAGUUGGAUUCCCUAAAUAACGAAAUAAAAGUACUACAGAACGAACUAAAAGGACUUGAAGAAACACUAGCUACUGCUGACUUGCCUGAUGCAAUUGGUGGCCUAGAAGCAGAGGUUGUACUUUGGGAAAUUUUAGUUGAAAAUUAA
Enterobius vermicularis (human pinworm) is the source of this 1143-nucleotide messenger RNA. The record is from the annotation of a GenBank genome assembly. Lineage: Eukaryota; Metazoa; Nematoda; Chromadorea; Rhabditida; Oxyuridae.